CCCCCAACAACACUCGUCCUCUUUCGCAUCAAGCAGCAGUGAAGAUUUCGAAUUGUAUCAGUUCAGCUCAAUACAGAUUCAAUUUGCAAGUAACCAAAAUGUCUGGAGGAAAGUAUGUACGUGCCCCCGGUUACAAGGAUAACUCGGAAUAUAACGAUUAUCUUAUCGACGACAUGUGGGCUGACGAGUCAGAUAUCGAAGGACAGGAAGAAAGACAAGAUGAUUACAGUGGUGGAGAUAGCGACGACAGCUCUGGCUUCGGCGGUGUAUACGACAACGUUGAGGAAUCAACUGCUGAGGCGGCCGAUGAAGAAAAAGCAGUCAAUAUCGACGGAAAUAAGGACUACUCUCACCAAAUAAAACAAAUGCAAGCCACUCUGGACCAACUAGUGCAAGCCAUGGGUUCCAAUCAACCAAUGUGGGGAUCUAACACGGUGCCUCGUCAGACUGAAGACAGCUGGAAUACUGGAAACGUUAACGUUGGAGCUACGACUAGCACAGCUAGUAUCCGCUGGGAAAACAUACAGCCGUUUCCCAAUGACGUUCCGGCAAACAGGAUGUGGGAGCAGUGGAGUCGCUUCAUCGAUCGGUUCGAAAUUGCUGUUUCCCUCUCCAAUAUCAAUGAUCCAGUCAAACGGGCUCAAAUGCUUUAUUUGUCAAUGGGAGAAAAGUUACAAGGAAUAGCCCGGGCGGCUAGACUACGGCCGAGCCUUCAAGAACCUGACUGUUACGGCAUUUUCGUGGGUAACAUCGAAAGUUACCUUCGUUCUAUGGUAGACGUCACAGCCGAACAUGAAACGUUCACCAACCUGAAGCAGGAACCAAACGAACCGACGAUUGCAUUCCAUGCUCGGCUGAUGGAAAAAGUUCGUCUAUGCGGUUAUAGUAGCGAAGAUCAGGACCGGUUCGUACGGGCGCAACUAUUGAAAGGAAUGCGGAACAAAGAUUUGGUAAAAACUGCACGAACUUUUGGCUAUGAGACCCUUUUCGUAGUACAAUCUGCUACCCGCGAGGAGGCAUACACUGCUGAAACGGCACAAUCGGAUCCCAAUCAAGCAUUCGCAAUAGCCCAGCAUCAUGUCCGAGCACCUGGAAAAUCACAGCAAUGGAAGCGAAAGAACGAAGAAGCGGAUGAUAGGUGGAUCGACUCGAAAAGACGCGCGAUGGUCGAACGCAGGAACCGAGGAAUGGGACGUCGAUCACGGUGUCCUAAGUGUAACCGUCUUUUUCACAAAUUCGGAUCAUGCCCGGCAAUCAACGUUAACUGCAACACUUGCGGUGAACGGGGACAUUUUGCUAUAGUAUGUCGAAGGAAAAUUGCCAACCAGUUACGCGCGGAGCGGGAUAAUUCACCAGGCUGGAAAAUGGAUGAAAACGACGAAAAGGUAAAAACGUGA
Messenger RNA from Armigeres subalbatus, 1397 nucleotides. RefSeq lists its product as uncharacterized. NCBI's taxonomy places the organism in Eukaryota, Metazoa, Arthropoda, Insecta, Diptera, Culicidae. Gene Ontology annotation, molecular function: zinc ion binding; nucleic acid binding. The transcript is spliced from 2 exons. The record is from RefSeq and is a predicted model, not a curated record. Bases 99 to 1397 code for a protein of 432 amino acids.